Molecule: messenger RNA, 2545 nt
Organism: Drosophila sulfurigaster albostrigata
Lineage: Eukaryota; Metazoa; Arthropoda; Insecta; Diptera; Drosophilidae
Exons: 2
Coding region: 773-1786 (337 amino acids)
Source: RefSeq, a predicted model, not a curated record
CAAUAAGGGAAACAUGCCCAGUUGACCUAAGGCAGCGACUACUUGCACAAAAGCCAACAGAAUAUUCUGCGCAAGUGUAGCUGAUGCUGCUGCGACGCCGAUGCCGACAACAACGAAAACUGAACGAACGUGCUCAUCAUAAAGCACCAGAUUACACAAAAAGCAGCAGAGAGAGUGCGCACACACGAGAGAGCACAGUCGGUCAAUGGGCAGAGAGAAACAGAGAGCAGCAAGCCCAAAAGAGAGCACGCCAUCGUAGGCUGUGACUAAAGCUGCGCGCGUCGUCGGUUAGUUAAGUUUAAGACGAGCAACCGAAGAGAACGACCGCUGGGUGCGUCGGAAUGUAAAACGCGCCUCAAAACAGCAAAAAUAAACUAGAAGCAGCAAAAUCACAAAUCAAAACAAAAACAAACGAUUAAAGAAUAAAUGUAAAAUAAAUAAAUAAAACGACGGUCGGCACACCAUAUCAGAUGUCAGUCGAGAGAUAAAAAUAAGCAAACGGUUGGAAUAUGUGUUUCGUUGUAUAUGCAUAAAAAAAUAUUAAAACAAGCUGUGCGAAUGCGAUUCGAUUGCAAAACCAAACUGACAGCACUUAACGAAAGUGUGUCGUGAUGUCAUGGUAAUUGUAUCGCUUAUCAAAGACUGAAAAGAACGAUAACAAAAGCGAAAAAGGAAAUACAAAGCCAGCGGAAAAAGUCAAUAAAUACUUGCGAAAUCGAAAGUCAAUUGUAAAUAUACUGUGUGAUAAGAAGAAGACGGAGGAAGAUAAAUCAUGUUGUCCGAGGAGUAUCAAGUGUAUCUGGAGACAGCCUGGGAAUGGAUGAGCUAUGUUCCUUAUUUAGUAGUCACCUAUGUGCUACUUACGCUGCUGCCCAAGUCGCUGCUGCGCAUGAAACGCUUUGCAGAUGCGGAUUAUGAGGCGAAUCGCAAUAAAUAUCAUCGUUGCUAUGGCCCCGAAUUGUGUUGCCAUGUGCAAGGACUCGCCCAGGAGGCGACGCCUGUCAAGCAGAAGCAACGCAAGCCCGUGACGCGUGUCUAUCCCAAGCGCCAGCAGCCCAAGGAGGUGAAGGAGGAGGUGCCUCAAGUGGUGGCGCCACCUGUGAAGCGCAGCAAUGUCACCAAGAUUGCGCGCAUGUUCGAGUCGGGCACAGCGAAGCGACAGGUGAGCCGUGUGCUGCCCAGCACGCUGCCCGAGAUACGCAUGUUCGGUGCCAGCGAGGAGUCCAACGAGUCGACGCCUUGUGCCUCACGCAAGGGCAGCAUUGCCACACAGCUGACGGCGCAGCUGCAACACAUCGAACACGCCAUGCAGUUGUGGCAGGAGCUGGAAGAGGAGCAGCAUCAACAGCAGCAGCAAAAGUCAAACAGCAAGCUCAGCGAUUGGGAACCGAUUUCGGUACCCGUUGCUGUUCCUGUGCCCGCUUUGAGACGCACGCGUGGCACCUCGGCCACGCCCUCAACCGCCUCGCCGCUGUCCAGCUCACCGGAGCCCGCCUCCCCGGUGCUGUUGCGUCAGCCGCCAGCGUUGUGCUUGAAGUCCAGCAUGGAGGACAUCUUUCAGGCCAUCGCACGCAGCGCAGAGGAACCGCUUGAGCUUGUGGAGCAGACGGAGGACAGCGACAGCUUAGCGCCAGUUACCUGCAUCGAUGAUAUACUCUCGGAGCGUCGCUUCUCGCGUCCACUGUCCGCUUACUCCAUCACGGAUCUGCUCAACGAGGAGCAGGAGCAGUCGAUCUAUGUGAACGAGACGACGUUGCAACCUCCCGCAACGCUGACAACCAGUUGAGACCUUGCAACGUGUUGCACAGUCAGUCGGUCAAUCAGUCGGAGUCGAAGUCGGAGUCGGAGUUGAGUUGAGUUAGUCGUGCCAUCGAAAAAGACUUCCUGCCUCGCCACGCCCGCUUUCCCGCUUGUCUCUCUCUGUCUAUCUCUAUCACCCAUCUUCCCUCUCUUUCUUUCGUCGUCAUUCGCCUUUGUUUUGGAAUGACUCAGAGAGUCAAUAAAAUGCACUCGCUUAGCGAAUGAAUGAGUGCAGUAAAUGCAUUCGCAUUCACUUGUUAUAAACAUGUUGGCCACGCCUCCUUCCACCCGCCCCUCGACAACUUGUUUUCUUCCCCAUUUGCAUUUGCAAUUUGUUUGUUUAAUUGAUGAAAACUUAAACAAAUGGAAAUCGCAUCGACAAUAAAAUAAAAAUGGAAUUUCUCAAAACGUAUUCUAUUUGAUUUUCGUUGUACUUAUGCUUAAUUAAUAACUUUUAAAUAUUAAAUGUAUUUAAUGCAAUGCCAAACAAAACACAAGUAACAAUCUACAAGAAAAAUCUCAAGUGAUGUCACGAGAAUUGUAAAUACGCUAGAAAUGAAACUGAUAACUAAAUAAAUAUUAAGUAUACGACAAGCACACACACACACUAUAUAAGAAUAUUUCACUAUGAAUUUCUAGUAUUAUUUAGUUAAACUGUAUGCCACAAUAAAUAUAUAUAUACAUAUAUGCAAUACAAAACUAUUAAACAUUAUUAUAUAAAAUAUACUCUAUACGUUUUAACAAA